AUGGACGCCGUGGGACAGUUCCGAUGUCCUCGCCAAUAUUUUGGUCGUGGAGCGGUUCGGACCAUCGAGGUGCACGUGUUCGUGGAUGCAAGUCAAUCUGCUUUCGCGGCGGUGGCCUAUUGGAGGGUCACGUACGAGGAUGGAAACGUGCUGGUUAGCUUCGUGUGGGCAAACACGAAGUGCGCACCCAUGAGAACGAUGUCGAUCCCAAGGCUAGAGCUGCAGGCAGCGGUUCUUGGAACCAGACUGAUGAACACUGUCAGGGAGGAGCACAGUGUGGACACCAGCGAGACGGUGUUAUGGACGGACUCAAAAACGGUGCUGAGAUGGAUCGGCAGCACCCACCGCCGGUACAAGCAGUUUGUUGGCAACCGAGUGGCGGAGAUUUUGGAGUCGUCGAAGGUUUCCCAGUGGCGAUGGGUACCUACAGCUGACAACGCAGCGGAUGAUGCGACGCGGUCGCAGAAUAAGGCGGACCUUGGCCCGGAAUUACGGUGGCUAAGGGGACCCGCAUUUUUGAGGCAGCCUGAGAGCGGCUGGCCGGCGCCUGAGGAGGGAACUAAGCGUGUUCCAGAUGCGCCUGAUGAAGAGGAGAUGCCCAGUGAGUUUGCAUUGGUGGCCACAAAUGAAUUUGUCAUUCCGUUUCAGAAAUACUCGAGCUUCAGUCGCCUGAGAAGCGAGCUCGAGGAGUACGGACUCACUGCAACGGAGUGUGAGGCCGCGGAGAGCCUGUUAGCCAGACAGGCCCAAUUGGAGUCGUUCCCCGACGAGAUGAGGUCGGCGGAAUGCGGAAAGAACGUCGCCAGGUCGAGUGAGAUUCGAGGUCUGGCGCCUUACGUGGAUGAACACGGAGUUCUGCGAACUUAUGGAAGAGUUGAUGCCGCGCUGUGCAUGCCGUACAGUGCGAGGAGGCCCGUAAUACUGUCACACAGGCACAGUCUUACGGAAUUAAUUGUGAGGCAUUUUCACGCCAAAAUGAAGCAUCAAAAUGUGGAUGCGACGAUUGCUCAGAUCCGGACGAGAUUCUGGGUAACGAGGAUGAGACGAGUGAUGAAGGAAGUAAUCUCGUCGUGCAACGAGUGUAAGUUGCAGCGCACGCGGCCGAUGCCGCCGAUAAUGGGACCCCUUCCAGAGGAUCGAUUGGAAGCAGGGGGUUGUCCAUUCAAGUACACCGGAUUGGACUACUUUGGGCCACUGCUGGUGACUGUAUCCCGCAGAGAGAAACGUUGGGUCGCCUUGUUUACGUGCCUGACGACAAGGGCGAUUCAUCUGGAGCUGGCGCAUGACCUGUCAACGGAUUCCUGCAUAAUAGCGAUCAGGAACUUCGUCUGCCGUAGAGGACCAGUACAGAGGCUGCGGAGUGAUAACGGCAAGAACUUUGUGGGAGCUGACAGGGAGGCCAGACGAUGCGGACCAAGAGGCGCCGUUGACGCCAAACGACCUGCUCAAGGGAGCAGCUAA
Molecule: messenger RNA, 1461 nt
Organism: Drosophila rhopaloa
Lineage: Eukaryota; Metazoa; Arthropoda; Insecta; Diptera; Drosophilidae
Exons: 2
Coding region: 1-1461 (486 amino acids)
Molecular function (GO): nucleic acid binding
Source: RefSeq, a predicted model, not a curated record